GGGUCGCUCAAACACAGCGCCAGUAUCCGCCGUCCACCGUAUCAGUACGCACGCCCGAAUAAAAUCAGUCUGCUUCGGCGUUUGCGUAUUCAGUGUGCGACGCUCACCUGAAGGUUUAGGGAAGAUGGCACAGCUAUGCGGCGGAGGCGUAACGCCCGCAAUUAAUUUUGGUAGAUUGUGCCUUAAGCAAUGGUGGAAAUCAGGUUCCAUUUGCCAAAACAUUUAUAUAAGGAAUGUUUCAAGCCUGGUUGUUGGAGAACCUGAUGGACCAAGUGUAAAAACAUCCAUUCCAGGUCCAAAGUCAAAGCAGCUACUAGAUGAACUAAGUGCUAUACAGCAAACUGGAUCAGUACAACUUUUUGUUGAUUAUGACCGCUCCAUUGGUAAUUAUAUAGCAGAUGUUGAUGGAAAUGUUCUGCUUGAUGUGUACACUCAGAUAUCGUCACUGCCUCUUGGGUACAAUCAUCCAGAUCUUUUGAAAUUGCUUGAUAACCCUUUUAAUGUGAAAGCAAUUGUAAAUCGACCUGCACUUGGAGUAUUCCCAGGAUCUGAUUGGCCAAAAAAAGUUAAAAAUAUCCUUCUUGAUGUUGCCCCCAAGGGACUGAGCCAUGUCACUACAAUGAUGUGUGGUUCAUGUUCAAAUGAAAAUGCAUUCAAGAACAUCUUCAUCUGGUAUCGCAAAACUCAGAGAGGUGAAAAUAUAGAUUUCACUGAAGAUGAAAGGUCAUCUUGCAUGAUAAAUCAAUCACCUGGCUCUCCACCGCUGAGCAUUCUAUCAUUCAAAGGUGCAUUUCAUGGACGCACCCUUGGUGCACUAUCUACCACACAUUCAAAAUAUAUUCACAAAAUUGAUGUGCCAGCAUUUGACUGGCCAAUUGCAUCAUUUCCAGAGUACAAAUAUCCUUUAGAAGAACACAAGUCAGAAAAUGAAGCUGAGGACAGAAGAUGUCUGGCUGAGGUUGAGGAUCGUAUCACUGAAUAUAAUAAACAUGGGAAGAAUGUAGCAGGAGUAAUAGUUGAGCCAAUACAAGCAGAAGGUGGAGACAAUGCUGCCUCUCCAGAAUUCUUUCAGCAGUUGCAGAGAAUUUGUAAAAAGUAUGGCUGUGCAUUUUUCGUGGAUGAAGUACAAACAGGUGGUGGUCCAACAGGCAAAAUGUGGUGCCAUGAGCAUUUCAAUCUGGAUUCCCCACCUGAUAUUGUGAGUUUCAGCAAAAAGAUGCAGCUUGGAGGGUACUACAUGAAGGAAGAGUUUAGUCCUUCACAACCAUACAGAGUAUUUAAUACAUGGAUGGGUGACCCUGGUAAACUACUGCUGCUUCAAGGAGUUCUUUCAGUUAUAAAGAGAGAUUCACUUCUCUCAGUUGUCCAGAAGUCAGGAGAGAAACUUCUCAAUGGAUUAUAUGAUUUGCAGAAAGAAUUUCCUGCUCUGCUUUUUGCAGCAAGAGGCCGGGGGACAUUUCUUGCUAUCAGCUGCACAUCAACAAAGCUGCGUGAUGACUUGGUGAACAGGUUAAAACAGAAAGGAAUACAAUCUGGGGGAUGCGGAGAGUACAGCAUUCGUAUACGACCAGCUCUGAUAUUCCAGACCCAACAUGCUGAAAUUUUUCUGGACCAAUUCCGACAAGUUCUACGUGAAACUAAAUAAACACAGUUGUGGAGAUCAGUUCUGGGGCCUAAUUUUAAAAACCUAAUAGUGUGACUUCUCUACAGAAAUUUAUUGGAUUUUUAAAUUUCUUUACAUAAACAAUAAGCUGUAUACACAGCACAGAGAAGCAAACAAUUCUAAUACAUUAUCUUCUUGGAAAACAGAAGAAAAAACAUGUCUGCAAAUGAUUUUUUUUAUACUUACCUAAUAUUAUUAGUAAAAAUUUUAAUAAUUCACUGAAGUUGAUGUGUACCACAUUAAUAGAGCUUUAUUUACUGGCACGACAAACAUUUAACUAUUUUUAAUAUUAAUUUUUUAAACUGUUUUACACUUGCUGCUUUGUUGGCAUAAUAAUGUCUUUGUUUUGUAAAAUUUUUGUAUUGAUUUUUAUGAUUGUGAGAUUUUAACUCCUGCAAGAUUGUUGUGUUCAGUCUUACAAAGAGUCUGUUGUUGAAGACACCAAAGAGAUUAACCAGUGCAACAAAAAGUGAAAGCCAUGUAAAAAAUAAAAA
Molecule: messenger RNA, 2157 nt
Organism: Schistocerca americana (American grasshopper)
Lineage: Eukaryota; Metazoa; Arthropoda; Insecta; Orthoptera; Acrididae
Gene: Gabat
Product: 4-aminobutyrate aminotransferase, mitochondrial
Exons: 10
Coding region: 125-1645 (506 amino acids)
Biological process (GO): GABA catabolic process
Cellular component (GO): mitochondrion
Molecular function (GO): pyridoxal phosphate binding
Source: RefSeq, a predicted model, not a curated record